AUGCCUGUUGAAGCUGAAGUGUUGCCUCAGCCCUCGCGGCUUCCACCUGAUGAUGCUCUCGCUGUCAUAUGGGAACUCAUCCGAUAUAUUUUGAUCUUUGUGAUCAUUGUUUUCGGUGUCAUACCUGCACUUUGUGGGACGGUCUUUCCACCAUUUUCUGCUCUAUGGGAUGUGUUGUCCGCAGUUUCACCAUACACGUGGGGCUCCGUGGGAAUAGGUAUCGGCAUUGCCUUUUCUAUUAUCGGUGCCGCGUGGGGGAUCUUAACAACAGCGGCCUCCAUCAGUGGAGCGGCCAUUCGCGCCCCCGAAAUUCGAAGCAAGAACCUGAUCUCCAUCAUUUUUUGUGAAGCUGUGGCGAUUUACGGUGUUAUCUUGUCAAUAAUUAUGAUGGGAAAAAUGGAAGCGAACGCCAACGCUAUUGAUGAGACGGGCAAAUACGCCUACCGCGCUGCUGCUUCCGGCUUUACUCUUUUUGCAGCUGGAAUUGCAGUUGGCAUCGGUAACAUGUCUUGCGGCAUUGCGGUUGGAGUGGUUGGGAGCAGUUGCGCUAUCGCUGAUGCACAUAGCAGCGCUCUGUUUGUGAAGGUCCUCGUCAUCGAGAUCUUCGCCUCUGCCCUUGGUAUCUUCGCCGUUAUUGUCGGGAUAUUGAUGUCACAAAAGGCAGUGAUGGUGUAG
This is a messenger RNA of Trypanosoma grayi, 675 nucleotides long. RefSeq names its product putative vacuolar ATP synthase. The record is from RefSeq and is a predicted model, not a curated record. Gene Ontology annotation, cellular component: proton-transporting V-type ATPase, V0 domain. Gene Ontology annotation, biological process: proton transmembrane transport. Gene Ontology annotation, molecular function: proton-transporting ATPase activity, rotational mechanism. Bases 1 to 675 code for a protein of 224 amino acids. Lineage: Eukaryota; Euglenozoa; Kinetoplastea; Trypanosomatida; Trypanosomatidae. The transcript has a single exon.